AUGCUGAUGAAGCUUUCUUUUGAAGAAGAAAUAAAUGCAAAAGUUGAACCAGUGAAUCCAUCAAAUGAAACAGAAUCGAAAAAUUCAACCAUUAAAUAUAUAAAGUACACGAAUAAUGGUUACUUUUAUUAUCCUCCAAGUAAUAAAUUAAAUCAUACGCCAAGCAAUCAUGUAGGAUUGUCCCAAAAAGAACAAGUUUCAACGCAAUGUGGUGGAAUAUUCAGAAACUUACAAAAUCUUAUCGAAGCACCAAAAUUCAUAACACCACGACCAAUAUGUAAUCUUAGAUGUGAAUAUCAAAUAGUGUCGCCUUACAUAUGUGAGAAUGAAUUUCAUGUGCAAUUUCUUGACUUUGCAAUUGACUCUUCUAAAGACUGUGAAAACGAUCGCGUCAUCAUAAAUUACUCAGAAGUGCUGUGUGGCAAGAUCAUUGGAGUGAAAAAGUUUAAAACAAAAGGUGGCGUUUUGAACAUAACAUUCUCAUCGAAAAUGUGGGAUUUGAAGCAAGGAAAAGGGUUCCGUUUACUUGUUACAAGAUUACCAUGUGUUGAAGAAACGAAUGAAAAUCAAUCUGAAGUUGAUACACUGGAACCGAAUUAUUCAAAUGAUGAAGAUCCCUGUUUUCGAGUUAAUUCAUCAUAUUCAGUUUCGGGUCCUAAUUAUAACUCGAUCUACCAAGUGUAUGGUGUACCGGGAGUGAAUUAUCCAUCUGUUACGCAACGACAAGAUAUACCAAUAACGCCUCUGCCACCUCCAACAAAUCCACCAGUUUUGCCACCGAUUUAUCCUCCAACAAAUCCACCAAUAUAUCCACCGAAUCCACCCCCAACAAGACCGCCAGUUUUACCACCAAUUCAACCUCCAAUUUUUCCACCGAUUUAUCCCCCCAUACAGCCACCAAUUCUUCCACCACAAUUCCUGCCUCAAUGCUGUAGAAAUAUUUACAAUCAACAAAGAUUUUUACUUAUAAGUCAGGGCUUUCCAGCUUAUGUUGUAACAAAUAAUGAUUGUAUAUUUGCUAUCCAACGAAGCUCUCCGGAUGUUUGCAAGUUGCGUAUUAUUUUCAAAUAUUUUCUUCUAGACGAUCCACAAAGUAAUCAGUUUGGAUGUGUCAAUAAUUUCAUAGAAAUCGACGGUCAAAGAAUUUGUGGUUGUAAAACAAACUUUGUUUAUGAAACAUUAUGGGGAUACGAGCCUAAAAUAAUAAGAUUGAGAACACUGCCAGGUACUUUCAUUGUACCACAAGGUUUUGUAUUUGAUGUCAUUCAAGAACCGUGUCCAUUUAAAAUUCAAGAAAAUGUCCAAGCAGAUGAAGUAGCUUUAAGACAAAAAAGAUUUUUCUCACACGAUUUUUUCCCUAAACCAUUAAUUGGAAGAAAUUUCCCAAUUCACUCACAAAUCAAUAAAAUAAAAUCGGAUAUUGAUGAAAGCUUCCGCUCAAAAUUUUAUGCUUCUGAUCCUAAUUACGUUAACAAUGUUUGCACGUUCAAUUCUUUAACACUCUUCAACAUGAAAUUAGAAACUAUUGGAAUACCCAAAGAGUUUUGUUUCGCUUACUGA
Molecule: messenger RNA, 1560 nt
Organism: Clunio marinus
Lineage: Eukaryota; Metazoa; Arthropoda; Insecta; Diptera; Chironomidae
Source: the annotation of a GenBank genome assembly